Messenger RNA from Lachancea mirantina, 297 nucleotides. Lineage: Eukaryota; Fungi; Ascomycota; Saccharomycetes; Saccharomycetales; Saccharomycetaceae. The record is from the annotation of a GenBank genome assembly.
AUGUCGCAGGCGGCCGAGAAUUAUCUGCGGCAUGCUGGUGUGAACAAUCCACGAAGUGAGCUUUUUCCACGCGCGCGACAGCGUCUGCACGUGCCUGAACUGUCAUUACCUCAGACCACGGACGCCACGGAGCACUUACGGGCGUGGAUCGAAGAAUGCGACGCUGUGCUGGUGGCUAUUGCGGCCCGGAAAGAAGCGACGGCUCAAUUCGACGAGUGGUAUGCAGAUAAGUACUUACGUAGACAGCCUCCUGGCAUCUUGGAGUCCGGCAUCCUGGCGCCCGCCAAGAGGAAAUGA